AUGAGGAAAAACAAUUUAAUUUUAUACAAUCUUUCAGAGAGUGAGGGCAUUCUAAAAGUUAAUGUUGAUAAUUUGUUAAAAGAAAUUGCUGGUACUGAUAUGGAGCCAGAUGUAAUUGAAGUUUCCAGGUUGGGUAGGAAAUCAGAUGAAAGUAAAUCCAGACCCACAUUGGUUCAACUUGUGGGUCAGACCUCUAAGAACUUAAUUCUUGCUAAUUGUUAUAAGUUAAAAAAUUAUAAAGUUUAUUAUAAAGUAAUAAUCAAUCAUGAUCUGUCUAAAAAGGACAGAGAAAUUAACAAGAAGAUGCUGGAGGAUAAGAAAAAGGAGAUUGGCCUCAGAGAAGACAAUGUUGGAUGGACAUUUAGGUUAAAAGGAAAGCCUGGUGAUUUUCAUGUGUUGGCAUUUAAGAAACAAAAUUUAUAG
This is a messenger RNA of Helobdella robusta, 423 nucleotides long. RefSeq lists its product as hypothetical. The record is from RefSeq and is a predicted model, not a curated record. NCBI's taxonomy places the organism in Eukaryota, Metazoa, Annelida, Clitellata, Rhynchobdellida, Glossiphoniidae. The transcript has a single exon. Bases 1 to 423 code for a protein of 140 amino acids.